CUUCAGCAGUUAGAAAUGCUGGUCAUCAGAAACAACAGGAACAUCAUCCUGCCGGAUGAGAUGUCUGGCCUCAGCCACCUCACUGCCCUGGACUUAGAUGGCUGCAUGCUGCACACACUCCCGCCUGUAGUGCUGAAACUACCAAACCUACAGUACCUGGACCUAAGUGGUAAUCAGGUCUCCCUACCAGAUGAGUUGAACGGACUAAACAACUUGAAAGUGUUGAGACUACGUGACUGUAACCUGGACACCGUUCCCCCGGCAGUCCUAAAUCUCCCCCAGCUGGAGGAACUGGACCUCUUCGGGAACAGCGGGAUCCACCUGCCGGAUGGGCUGGCCGGGCUCACCAACUGCAUGCGAGUACUGAAACUAGAGGGAACAGACAUGACGACAGUUCCCCCGGUAGUGUGUAAACUGACACAGUUAGAAUGGCUGGACCUGAGCGGUAACCAACUACAGACGUUACCUGUGGAAAUUGGACAGCUGACUAAUGUCAAACACUUGUAUCUGUCCAAUUGCAAGCUGCACACACUCCCACCUGAAGUGUGGAGACUGACACAGUUAGAAUGGCUGGACCUGAGCGGUAACCAACUACAGACGUUACCUGCGGAAAUUGGACAGCUGACUAAUGUCAAACACUUGAAUCUGUCCAAUUGCAAGCUGCACACACUCCCACCUGAAGUGUGGAGACUGACACAGUUAGAACGGCUGGACCUGAGCGGUAACCAACUACAGACGUUACCCGCGGAAGUGGGGAGACUGACACAGUUAGAAUGGCUGGACCUGAGCUGUAACCAACUACAGACGUUACCCGCGGAAAUCGGACAGCUCACUAAUGUCAAACGCUUGGAUCUGUUCGACUGCCAGCUGCGCACACUCCCACCUGAAGUGGGGAGACUGACUCAGUUAGAACGACUGUACCUGUACGGUAACCAACUAACAAAACCACCAGCUGAAGUUUGCGAUCAGGGGAUCGCUGCUAUCAGACAGUACUUUGACGAACUUGAACGCUCAAAGGAAGCCGUAUCCGCUCAUUUGAAAGUUGUCGUCUUGGGAGAGACAAUGGCAGGGAAAACAAGCCUGGUACGGACACUAAACAGUGGCAAGUCCACCCUGACAGAAGAAGAGGACCGCACUCACUGUGUAGAGAUAACUCAGUUGGCACCUGAUAACAACAUCACGUUUAAAGUGUACGACUUUGGCGGCAAUAAAGUGUACCAUCUCACUCAUCAGUUCUUUCUGACUCCGGAUGCCUUUUACCUGUUAUUAGUGAACAUAGGGGAAUACACCUGCAGUGAACAAAGUUACCAAAAGCAUGUGGGGUUCUGGUUGGACACACUGAAUGCCCGCGUGCCGGGGGCGGUGGUUUCUAUAGUGUGGAGCAAGAAGGACCUUUGUCGAAAGCACCAGGAAAGACGAGACAAGACCACGCACAUCCAGACAAAGAUCAGUCAGCAAAAAGAUAUGUGGGAAAAACAAACACGAAAAGACGCAGGCCAACGCGAUUUACGUGAGAAAGACCCUUCAAAGCAAACGCUGCGAAUUGUCGGUGAUGUGCUUGAACUUCGUGUGUCUGUUAAACCCAAGUCUAGAUUCCUCGUAUCAAAGUCACCUCGUUCUUUGAAAAAAAUUAAACGCUUUUUGAGGGAAAAAGCCAAUGAUGAUGAAUUGUUUCCGAGAUUGAUAAGGACCCUGCCAAGGACGUGGGUAGAGUUCGAACAACUGAUUAAACACCAAGCUUCCACUGAAACACCCGAACAGGCCGAUGAAACGGGCGCUAGUGUUGAAACGUCUCCUCCGGAAGAAAGCCAGAAACCCAAACAGCACUGGCUGACAAUGACUGACUGUAAAAGGAUAGGGCAACUUGCUGGGCUCUCCGCAGAAAGCCUGGAGCCAGUCCUGUCUUACCUGCAGCAGGUGGGAACCAUCCUCAGGUACACGGACAUACCGGAACUCAAGGACUUGGUCUUCCAUGAUCCUCCCGCCUUGAUUGAGCUUUUCAAAGACCUGUUUCAUCACGAUACAAGCGCACUCUUCUCAACACCCAGACUUUCUCACUUCACGUCUGCCCAGCUCAGUACAUUCCAGUCGGAUCUUUGCGACUGUGGACUGAUUCAGAAGGAGGUGAUGGCGUGUUUGUUACCACCCAAAGUCAAUCCAGACAUCAUCACAGCAUUGAUGCAACAUUUCGGCCUGUGUUUUGAGGUGCAAGCCAAGGACAAUACAGACCCAUCCAAACAUACCCGCCAGUACAAAAUCCCUUGGUAUUUACAUAAACAAAUGCCAGAAGAGCUGAUGAGCAUCUGGCCCAAAAACGUGCCAGAGGAACAAGAACAGCUGCAGCUGAUGUGCAACAUCCGAGGAUUCUGUCCCCGGGGACUGUUUCAGAGGUUCAGUGUUCGGAUCCAUCCACUUGUCAAGGACAGGGUAGACUGGAAAGAUGGAGUCAUGGCCUACAGACAGGACUACCCCGUACUCGUGUGUUCCAAACCUGUUGCAGACGACACGUACAUCACCAUAGCAACCAGAGGCAAGCUUGCCCAGGCAGAUGAGAUGUGGGGCGUGGUCCACCCACUGCUGGAGGUGCUGGUCCAGCUGCUGCAGGAGUGGCCAAGUGUGCGGUGCUCCCUCCACGUCACCUGUGCGCACUGCAUCAAGGAAGGACGGGACAGGCCGUACCAGCACGUACUGAGGGACCGGACUACAGAGGACGACCGUGACGUCAGGUGUCCCGGGGUCAAGAAGACAGCAUCAACUUCAGCAGACCUUGUGUACAGACCAGCUAGACUGUCCGCUGUCGGGCGUGGAUCAUCCCUGACCCGAAGGAGACCGUCUCAACAAGAGCAUGACUGCUACAAGAUGACCUCCGACCCGCGCGGCGUCGCGCUGAUCAUCAGCAACACCAUCUUUUUGGAACCGGAAAAUAACAGGCAGGGAGGAGAGAAGGACCUGGACAGACUCGGGGAGAUUUGUGACAAGCUCAAGCUGCAUCAGGAAAUCAAGGAGAACCUUACAGCACAGGAAAUUGAAGUGGUAACAAAGGACGUCUCCAAGAGAGAUCACAGCAGCUACGACUGCUUCGUGCUGUUCCUGCUGUCCCAUGGCACAGAGACAGGCGUGUUGGGCACAGACGGACAGCACGUGUCUGUGGACAGCAUCAUUUCUAGUUUCCAGGCCUGCAAGAGUCUCGUGGGGAAGCCGAAACUCUUCUUCAUUCAGGCCUGCCGAGGAGGUAAGCCAAGCCGCACCUCCCAAACUGGGACAGAAGCAUCCUAUGGAAGUACUGAGGCCACUGCGUCACAGCCUCCUCCAUCAGCCGCACCGGCCACACCUGCGGAGAGUCCUGAUGCCGGAGAAACCUCACCUUCUGAUAGCGACCGGCUAGUCAUGUACGCCACAGUACAUGGUCGCGUGUCUUGGAGAGACAUCAAUACAGGCACGUGGUUGAUCCAGGUCCUCGCUGACGUCAUCAAUGAACACGCCGACACGAAGGAGCUACACGACAUGCUCUGGAGGGUAAACGCCGGAGUGGCAGACUUAACAGCUCAAUACGAAACCCAAGAGUACAAGCAGCAACCGGAAGUGACGCACACCCUACGCAAGAGGCUCUACUUCUUUCCUCAAGCUGCAGUUGACCAGAAUCCUUAG
This is a messenger RNA of Branchiostoma belcheri (Belcher's lancelet), 3648 nucleotides long. Its product is annotated as malignant fibrous histiocytoma-amplified sequence 1 homolog. Bases 16 to 3648 code for a protein of 1210 amino acids. Gene Ontology annotation, biological process: proteolysis. Lineage: Eukaryota; Metazoa; Chordata; Leptocardii; Amphioxiformes; Branchiostomatidae. Gene Ontology annotation, molecular function: cysteine-type endopeptidase activity; protein binding. The record is from RefSeq and is a predicted model, not a curated record. The transcript is spliced from 7 exons.